CUCCUUGCGAGUGCCAUCUCGAUCAUGGUCACGAUCACGAUCACGGUCGCGGCCCCUGUCUCUAUCUCUGUCCCUGUCCCGAUCUCUGUCCCUGUCGCGGUCUCUAUCGCGAUCGCGCUCCCUCUCUUCCCUCUCUCGCUUCUCCCGUUCCUUGUGCCUUUGCUCUCGCUCCAAGUCGCGCUGUCGCUCUCUCUCUUCGCGCUCUUUCUCGCGCUUCCUCCGGCGUUCAUCUCUUUCUUCCUGACGUUUGAUCUCGGCCUUCUCACGCUCCUUUUCUUCUUGGCGGCGUUCUUCCUUGGCGAUGCGCUUCUUCUCCUCUUCAAUGGCAGCCUCUUUCUGCCUCAGCUCCUCUCGCACUCUCUCGCGUUCCGCUUGCUUGGCUGCAGUGUCGGCGGCAUACUCUUCGUCCGUCUUGGCUCCUCGUUUUUGCUCCUCGUUGGCGUUUUCUACACCGAUUUCGGCUCGUCUGGUUUCACGAAUACUCUGCUCGAUUGCGCCGACAUCGAUCAGCUCGCCAAUGACUUCCUCGGCCUUGUGAUACACUCCUGAUCGCUCUAAUGCGCCAUCGAUAAGAGCUGCGGCCUUUCUACGGUCCAACGUGAGGAGCUGAUGCGGAUUGCGCUCGACUUCCUGCUCUGCCACCUCGAGGAUGGCUUUUGUAACCUGAGCCUCGUAGUCCUGAUAGCAAGAAAUGAAAGGAUUAGCAAUGCCUAAAGAAAGAAUGAUUCAAGUUGCAAUU
Messenger RNA from Trichoderma virens Gv29-8, 739 nucleotides. RefSeq lists its product as uncharacterized. NCBI's taxonomy places the organism in Eukaryota, Fungi, Ascomycota, Sordariomycetes, Hypocreales, Hypocreaceae. Bases 25 to 549 code for a protein of 174 amino acids. The transcript has a single exon. The record is from RefSeq and is a predicted model, not a curated record.